This is a messenger RNA of Lotus japonicus, 1281 nucleotides long. RefSeq names its product UPF0496 protein 4-like. Lineage: Eukaryota; Viridiplantae; Streptophyta; Magnoliopsida; Fabales; Fabaceae. The transcript has a single exon. The record is from RefSeq and is a predicted model, not a curated record. Bases 136 to 1158 code for a protein of 340 amino acids.
UCUUUAACAUCAAUCCACACACAACACAACCGAAACAAUCUGCACGCAACUGAAUUCUAGUUCUCAACACAACCAACACCCCUUUUUAAAGUAGCAUCUCUUUGUGUUCUUCUAAGUUCUAGCUUCCAAUUUCCAAUGGUGCUAUUGGUAGAGAAACUUUCAAAACUCUACUUCAAGCUAGAGAAUCGCCACCAUCACCAUCACCAUCACCCCCAAACUGAUGAGUUAUUGUCAUCUUCACUUCAUGCUUUUCAAUCCCAUGUUUCAAGAUUCAUAGGCCAAUUAGCAUUGGAUUUGAAACCCGGGACAGACCAAACCCUGUCCUUGACAUGGUUUCAGAGGUGUUUUCGCCUCUUCCCAAUUAUCAACAAGGCUUUUGCAAAGCUUGUUGUGGAUAUUGAUUAUCCUAUGAGUAGAUGGGAGAAUGAUUCCAUUGAAGGGUAUCUCAGCUACACCUUGAGUUUGCUUCAGCUUUUGAAUUCCAUUUCUUCUUCAAUUUCUCAUCUUGGUCAAUCUAAACUUUCUCUGGCUCAUGGUUUGAGCCUGUUGGAGAAGUCACCUUCUUUGGCUAGAAAGCAUCUUAGUGCGUAUUUGAAUUCAUGUUCAGGUCUUCCAGAAUCAAUUCUGCUAUCACAAAAGCAACUAGGAGGAGUAGCUUUUCCCAGAAUCAAUUCUCCAACCAACGUAAGAGUUUAUCGUGUAUCCAAACAUCCAGUUAAAGCAGGAGAUGAUGAUAAAGCAAGGAUUCUUUCUGGCAAGGAAAGGAUUGUUCAUGAGGGUAUUAAGGAAAUGAAGAGUGUUGGAUUCUGGGUAUGUGGGGUUGUCUUGUCUUGUUUAUAUGGUGAUGCUAGGCCUUACAUGGAGCUGAGGAAAAUUGCUGGUGGGUUUGAAAGUUCUUCAGUUGCCACCCUUGAUUUCAAGAUCAGUGAACAGUUGAUGGAGAAAAUGCCUAUGUUCGGCGAGAUCCAAGAACUGAACAGUUUUGUUGCUGAAGUUGCUGCUUCUGAUGAAGUAAAAAGACAUGAAGAAACCACUGAAUUGCAGACAAAGCUGCAUGAAUUUGAGAAGCUUCUUGAUGGCAUGAGCAAGGAGGUGGAUAAUCUGUUUGCUGAUGUAAUGACUCAGAGAUCUGAAUUGAUUAACGUCUUUAGAUUCUAGAUAUAGCCCCCAAAAAUCCAUUGUUUGAUUGUUUAUGUAAAGUUUUUUUAGUUUGUAAUUGCUUUAGUAAUGUUGUACAAUUGUAUAAUUCUCAAGUAAUGUGAAUAGUAUUUAUUUGAUAAA